Molecule: messenger RNA, 1815 nt
Organism: Centruroides sculpturatus (bark scorpion)
Lineage: Eukaryota; Metazoa; Arthropoda; Arachnida; Scorpiones; Buthidae
Product: calcitonin gene-related peptide type 1 receptor-like
Exons: 15
Coding region: 181-1815 (544 amino acids)
Biological process (GO): cell surface receptor signaling pathway; adenylate cyclase-modulating G protein-coupled receptor signaling pathway
Cellular component (GO): plasma membrane
Molecular function (GO): G protein-coupled peptide receptor activity
Source: RefSeq, a predicted model, not a curated record
UUCAUAGUAGCUUAGAGAAGUGUUUCAGUAACUCGCAGCAACAUGAAUGACUCAGGAAGCAUUAUAUUAACUAACAAGAAAUUCCAUCAGACAUGUAAUUAUUUUGAACUUCAACUAUUGGGUUGUAGAAUAACAACAGUGAUGCCUAGUGAUGAAGAAGAUAGAAGAGGAUAAAUUCUGAUGAGAAAACAAUCCCUUUUAUCCACAAUAAUGGGACAACAUUAUUCAUCAAUCCUUUGUAUUUCUUUAUUUUUUCAGACCCUACCUCUUUUAGUUAAAAUGGCAAGAGGUGAUGUAAAUAUUGCAGCUUCUAAUAAUAUCUACUGUCGAACCGAAAGGAAAAUUAAAUUGAAUUAUGUUUCUUAUCGUUACGACACUUGUGCAAGAUGUUACGAUUACUUACCCGACUGGAUAUUUUUUAAUAUAAGCUUCAAGUUUGUGUAUAAGGGCGAUGGAUAUUUAUAUGAUACUAAAGAUAAUACACGAUAUUUACCCGAUCCGAACAAUAAGAGUAACCCAAUUCUGUCCACGUUUUCAUCGAAAAAAUUCAUUGAAAAAUGGGUAGAGUGUUGUCAGGCUGCACUUAAUUGUUGUGAAGAAAUGGUAAGGAAUCCAAUGGAGUUUAAUGGAAUCUAUUGUCCGAGAACUUGGGAUGGUUGGCAAUGUUGGCCUGAUACUCAAGCGGGAACUAACGCUGUUGCACCCUGUGCCAAACAUGUUUAUUUUAAAAGUGAACCUCCUGCAUGCCCACGUUACGCAAUAAAAGAAUGUUUGCCCAAUGGUACUUGGUAUGUCAACAAUGAAUAUAAUAACGAAUGGACCAAUUAUGGAAACUGUGGACGUGUUAAUGAAGUUAGAAGAUUGCUGUACUUUCACAUUAUCACAUACGCUAUUUCAAUUGUUUUUCUGAUCCCCGCAUUAAUAAUAUUCAUGAUCUAUAAACAAUUGCAAGUACACCGAAUAACAAUGCACAAGAACUUAUUCGCUUCUCUAUUUCUGAAUGGUAUUUUUGUAAUUUUAUUCAAGUCUAUUGUUAUGCUGGACGAACUUGACAGCACUACCGAAGAAAAUACAAUUCUGGAAACUAACGAGGUAGGGUGUAAAAUAUUGUUAGUCCUGACAAAAUAUUUUCGUAUGACCAACUACAUGUGGAUGCUUUGUGAAGGAUUUUACUUACAUAAACUAAUUGCUGCGGCUUUUGCCGAGCAGAAGAGUCUUAUAAUGUUUUACCUGAUUGGAUGGGUUUUUCCUGCUAUACCAGUUUCUAUUUAUGUGACAUUAAGGAAGAUAUAUUCAGAUGAGAGGUGUUGGGCAAUCCCAGAAGAAACGUACGAAUGGAUAAUGAAUAUACCUAAUUUAUUAAGUCUUCAAUUGAAUUUAGCAUUUCUCUGUAAUAUCAUCAGAGUUUUAGUUACGAAACUUCGAGCCACUCAUGCAAAUGAACCAAGCCAAUAUAGGAAAGCCGUUAGAGCGACAUUAAUUUUAGUUCCAUUAUUUGGCGUCCAUUUUAUUCUUGUGAUAUAUCGUCCACAGUCUGGAAAAUGUGAAAUUUUAGAAGCUUAUACAUACAUUAGUCAUGCUAUGGAUGGAUUACAGGGCUUGCUAGUUGCUGUAAUAUUCUGUUACAUUAACGGAGAGGUCGUCUAUUUAUUAAAAAGAUCGUAUCAAAGGUAUAACCUUCGUCAAGGAGGAGAAAGUAGAAUUUGGAGUAGCAUAACCAUGAAGCGAAUGUCUACAACGACUCACAUAUCAUCUGUAGGAGAAACUCAGCUACCAAAAAAUCGUAUGGAAUUCGUGAAAAAAACCUCGUGUUAA